Molecule: messenger RNA, 2085 nt
Organism: Emiliania huxleyi CCMP1516
Lineage: Eukaryota; Haptophyta; Isochrysidales; Noelaerhabdaceae
Exons: 2
Coding region: 1-2085 (694 amino acids)
Cellular component (GO): plasma membrane
Molecular function (GO): oxidoreductase activity
Source: RefSeq, a predicted model, not a curated record
AUGCCACGCUCUGCCUCCGACCCGCUGCUGGCGGUGCCGCCACCUCCCACCUCCGCUUCGUCGUCGAUUGACCAAGAAUCGCCAGCAUCGGACCGACAGCGAGCGAUCCGCACCGCCAUCGCCCUGCUGGCUGUCGCAGCCAGCUACGUGCUCGCCUCCACGUACUCGUCGCCACAGGUGCUGCAGGCAAACCGACCGCCUCACUCCUUUACGGCUCCAACGGUUGAGGGCGGCGGGUACUGCUAUACUCCUCCGUGCAACCCAUUCUCGGGCACCUUCAAGUCGCCACUCUUCCGCAACCCUACUGCCGUCGUGGGCACGCCGCCAGACAUGAAGCGUGUGGUUGCCUUUCAUGGCUACCUGGCCGCCCUCCUCGGAGGCAGUCUGCUGCUGCAGGCCUCUCCCCGGCUGCGGGCGGCGUCCUCCGCCAGCGUGUGCCUCUACCGCCUCUGGCGCGGCUCCUUCGGCGCAAUCCUCUUCCUCCUCCUCUCGGGCUCGCUGCUUGGCUGGUGGGCGGUGGACGCGGCUCAGCUGGGCAAGCUCAAGCCCUGGGCGCACUCGACGGCGGUGGACAACCUGAAGCAGCUCGGCUCUGCGGCCGGCCACAGCCUGAACCUCGUCCUCGGCCUCUCGCUGCUCCCGAUCGGCAAGCGCUCCUCCCCUGUACCGCCUGUCUAUCGGACACGCAAGCGCUCCUCCCUCUCCGCCGCCUUUGGCCUCUCGUGGGAGAGCGCCCUCGCGUACCACCGCUGGCUGGGCGGGCUCGGCCUCGGGCUGAUGCUCGUGCACGUCAGCCUCGAGUUGGCGGCCUGGGCCUUUGACGGGGCGCUCGUCACUAACCUGCUCCACUACGCACCCACCCACGCGGACACCGAUAUCAACGCCUGGGUCAUCCCGCUGAUGGAGGCGGUCGGCGCCGCCUCCCUCCUCGCCGGCGCGGCCGCGCUGCCGGCCGUCCGCCGCAGGAGCUACUACACCUUUUACCGGCUGCACCUGCUGCUGCCCCUCCUCCUGGUCGCCACCCUCGUCCACUCUUGGGACUUUUGGCAGACGGCGAUGGUCGGGUUGUGGCUCUACCUCCUCGACAAGGCGGAGCUCGCCUCACUGCUCGCCCUCGACCUCUCCGGCUCGCGCCGCUGCACGCUCGAGGCCUGCCGCCCCGUCGGCGACGACUUCGUGGCGCUUGCGCUCCGCUUCCCACGCGGUGCUGCGAGCGCGCGGCCAGGCCAGGUCGUCUACGUGCAAGUCCCAUCGCUCUCCUGGCUCCAGUUUCACCCGUUUACAGUGAGUGACCGCGGCGCCAAGGUCGGCGAGCGGGCUUCGCUGAGCGGCGGGGGCACCGCCCACUCUCCCGCCGACGCGGCGGUGCGGCACCUGAGCAUCAAGGCGGGCCGCAAGGGGUCGUGGACGCGAGGGCUGCACUCCCUCGCGGCGUCCCGCCUGGCGGAGGGUGGCGGGCAGGAGGGUGGCGCGGCGCCGCUGCGGGUGCGAGCGAUCGGCCCAUUCGGAGAGCCGGAGGAGCGCGCGGCGGCGCAUCCGCAACUUAUCCUCGUGGCUGGCGGCGUCGGCAUCACGCCGCUCUCCGCACUCGCGGGCGCAUUCAUCGCUCGGGCGGCGGCGGAGCCGGGGUCGAGGCCGCCUACCACUUCGCUGCGGCUGGUUUGGGUAGCGCGGGACGUGCGGCUCUUCGUCGAGUAUGCGCUGCUGCUGGAGGAGCUGAUCGCGCUGCCUCGCACCUCCGUGCGGCUCUACCUGACGGGCAAGGCACAGGAGGAGCGACCCCUGCCCGCUUGCGUCGGAGACAACGUCACGCUCGGCCGCCCCGACCUCGCCCGCCUCCUCCCCUCCCUACUCGGAGAGAUGAGGCGGGAGGCGGCCGCACCGCAGCCGCGGGCCGCGUCUGCGCCGGACGCGCGCAGGCGGGGGGAUGGAGGAGCGGUGCUCGGGGCGAUGGAGGCGGGGCAUGCCGCCCCGGCCAGAGCCUCGGCUCCGUCAGGCGAGGGCUGGUGGGCGGGUGCUGCGGUGCGGCCGCACGUCUUUGUGUGCGGGCCGGCCGUGCUCGAGGCGGGGUGUCGCGCCGCCUAA